AUGGAUACUCGUCCCAAAUCAUUUGGGACGGGCCCAUGCGAUGCGCGAGCCGCCGAGAGCGCGUCCACACGUCUCUGUGCGGACGCCGAAGCAGAAACCACAGCAACUGAUGUCUCAUCGGUUGCUGAAGCGACUCAGCCUGUGUCACUUGGUGAUGCAGGCGCUGGUCAUGAAGACACUCAUGUCUUCACAGAGUAUGAGCUCGGUGUCUCAUACUCUCCUGAUACGGAAGACGGAUCCGUAUCGAAGGCGAUCGAAUCCAAGCCGCCUGCCAAGCGUGGCAUGGAUGAUGCUAUGCGUUGUAGCAUCUCUGGUUCAUCUGAUGAAUCAGAUGAAUCAUCGCCGAAGCGUAGGCGCUCGAGGUCGCGAGACUCGGGCGCUAAUAGUGUUGUCGGUUCUCCUAUGGACGCCACUUCGCAACGAGGUGCCAGUCCUUCUGUCAGCACGUCGCAGGAAGAGCGGGACCGCAAUGUCUUGCGUCUCGCUCCCGAGAAGAAGGCAUGGAUGCCUCCAAAAUCUGUCAUGGAUCACUUGUCAGCGACGACGAGUGUUUGUUAUUGA
Molecule: messenger RNA, 561 nt
Organism: Peronospora matthiolae
Lineage: Eukaryota; Oomycota; Peronosporomycetes; Peronosporales; Peronosporaceae
Source: the annotation of a GenBank genome assembly